Molecule: messenger RNA, 4423 nt
Organism: Cololabis saira (Pacific saury)
Lineage: Eukaryota; Metazoa; Chordata; Actinopteri; Beloniformes; Belonidae
Gene: scn2b
Product: sodium channel, voltage-gated, type II, beta
Exons: 6
Coding region: 219-875 (218 amino acids)
Cellular component (GO): membrane
Source: RefSeq, a predicted model, not a curated record
ACAUCCAUGAGAUCAACCGUUAUUAGGCUACAGACACUGCCAGCCAUGUCCUGCCUCUAAACAAAAUACAGAUUUUUUUUUCCAUAUCAUUGUAACGCACAUACUAAGAGCAGACUUGCUAAUUUUAUCUUUUUCUAUUUCAUUACACUUUUUUUAAUUCAUAAAGAAAUAACGCUGUUUUUAAAUACUGAUAUUUGGUUUGAGCACACGGAGGGAAAAUGUCUUCAGCCGCGCAGGAGAGGCGCUCCGGCGCUCCGCUGCUGAGCGCGCUGCUGCUGCUGCUCUCGCUUUCUGGUUGUUCAAGCAUGGAUGUAAUCGUGCCCAGCCGCAUUAAUGCACUUAAUGGAACAACUGUUAUAAUCCCCUGCACGUUUACUUCCUGCUACAAGAUGGACCUCACCAAGUUUGCCAUGAAUUGGACGUACCAGGACUCAGUAAACAGCACAGAGAUGCCGUUUAUGACCUAUUAUAAGAAAAAAGGAAUGCUACCAGUGCGCUCUGAGCGUUUUGGAGACAGGGUUGUGUUCACCGGGAACUUGGACAAGAAUGACUUGUCUUUCACUCUAUCAGACGUCCAGAUGGAGGAUGAGGGGUUGUACAAGUGCCACGUGAGAAACCCCCCAGACCGCAUCCAGGGAAUGGGUCUUAUUGAACUUUAUGUUGUCACAGAACUUCCUCCUCCAAGAGACUCAACCAUUGCAGUUAUUAUUGGGGCAUCAGUGGGCGGAGCAUUGGCUCUGCUCAUCCUGUCCAUGGUGGUAGUGAAAUGCCUUCGCCGACAUCAGAAACAAGAGCUGAUUUCAGAGGAAAAGAUGGAGGAGGAAGGGAAGUUGGAGGCGGAAGCUGUUGCGGAGGAGGGGACCAAGCAACCAUAGCUGGAUUUUUUGACUGAACCAGUGUCUCUGGAGCUUCCACUUCCACCAACUCAUCAGACAUAUCCACCCCUCCCAGGAGAAGUUGUAGCGACUGCUUGAAUCAUUAUCCACAGGACGUGUGUGUGUGUGUGUGUGUGGUUGCGUGCGUGCGUGUGUGUGUGUGUAUCAAGUGGAUUUGUUGGUAUGGGAACUGAAUAUUUCUAUGCGUAUGUGUGUAUUUUGGUAUGUCUACAUUAGAUGUGUGUUUUUCCUUGAAACAAAUCAGGGAGUUGCACAUUAAACCUUCUUUAUUUUAUUUACACCUAAAAGAGGGUGUCACUACCUUUAGGUGUCUUCCAUAAAACGCUGAAUGCCAUUUUCAUUGCGUACUAUUUCACAGGUUGGGCAGUUUGACCUAAAAAUCUUUUCCACAAUAUAUUUUGAAUAUUGAAUUAAAUAAAAACACAUUUUACUUUUUUCGCUCAGUCUUUCAGAGGAUAUGAUUUAGAAUUGAUUUUCAUUCUUUAGUGGAAAAAAAUAAUAUAUAUAUAUUUAAAUUCCUUUCAGCUACAGUCAGUAAACAUCAGUGACCUUUAACAGAGCUUGUAGAGGCAGAGUCUCUUAAGUUAAAACUUAAUUACCUGAGAGCUUUGAGCACUUUUACAUAUUGAGUCCAAUGUUUUCUACAUAGCCUUAAAGCCAUGUCUUGUAGAUGAUGUUGGUACAAGUUUAAUGUCCCUCCGCAGCUGGAUUCUGUUGUCAUACAUAUGGCAAACUAGUCAGCGACUCAGUCAAAAACGUUUACACGCAUCAAAAAGGUCUACCUGUGUCUAAGCAGGAGAAUAUUCUUAAACAUUCCUUCCGCUUUUGGAGUUUUGACUAAACAACUGGCCUGUUCACCAUCCUCUUUCAGAGAAAACAUUGUGAUUUGUCACAGUGGGUUCAGCACAGAUGCAGGUAAUCAUAUUUGCAGUUACUUCAUUCUGUUCAUGUGAGGUGUAAUGAACUAAAUAGUCAGUCACUAUUAUCUUUGAGCAUCUUUUUUUGUAUGUGAAGUGUAUGUACUUGAGAUUGCCCUCAAAAAUUCUCACAAGUGAUAUAAAGGAGAGUGAGAAUAUCACAUACAGUAGACACUAUAUCUUAUUUUGAUGGUGGAAGUAUUAUUUCGGCAUUAAAAUACAUUUGUCAACUCAAAACCACAAGAUUUCAAGUGAAUUUUCUGGACAAAAGGCAUCUGUUUGUGCCAUUUUUUUUUUACUUCCACUUUUUACCAGUUAGUUUUUUUUUUAUUUAUUUUUAUUUUUUUACAGCAAACAUUAGAAGUAUGUUCAUGUUUUUAUUGGCCUGGGAGUGAUAUAAAUGAAUAACUCCAAGUUAAUGCUGCAUGAAUUCCUCUUCUGAGCACUUUUAUGAGAUUUAAUACAAACACUAUAGCCAAAUUUAUAUAUUUCUACUGCAUAUCAGACUGUCCACCCCUAUGGUAGAUAUUUGUCAGUUAAUCCUGGCUACUGCAUCGUCAUUUGGACUUUUUGGAAAUGGCAGUGGCAGUAUGGAGCAUUUCACUCACCACAGUACCUACAAAUCUAACACUGGAUUGGGGGUACAUAGAUCAAGUUAUCAUUAACAAUGUGACAACGUGAUAGUAAAAAACUCACUGCAUCACUAUAUUUUUCUAGUUUAUGUUAGUCUCAAGCUAAAUUAAUAUCUAUGGCAGAUUUUAACAAAGGCCAUCACACAGCAAGCAGUUAUUUACCACCGCUUACUAUUACCCUUGCCACACACUUGGGCUCAAAAUAAAAAGGAAUUUGUACCAAAUAAGUAGUAAGAUGUUUACAUGAAUCGACUGACUACGUAGAACAAAACUCUAAGCACUAAUGAACCUUGAUUGAUCUACGAGGUGUAAUCAUCCACUAAAAAUGGUCAAAUGUCUUAUUUUGACAGCUGAAGCAUGCACAGUUAACUCUACUGCCAUGAUUGCAUUUUGUUUCACAUAUUACAUUUUCCAAAAGACAAUUGUUAUAUUGUAAAAAAAAAAAUGUUAGAACUUUAUUCUUUUAGAAAUGAAUGUCUAUGUGAGUCAGAGCGUGUUUAAGCUUCCCUUCUCUGUACUGUAGCUAUUUAUCAAUUAUUGUAAUCCCUGAAUAUUAUUUUUACUUCAUUCACGCAUUUACCCACACACUUAAGUUUUGUAUCGCUGGGAUCAAGUUGAACUUGGAUGUGUUUGCUUUGCAUCCUGCAAACCGUCCAUUAACAACUAAAUGUUAAAAAUAUUUUGUAUUUUGGAAAAAACGCUAGUACAAGUUUUGCUAUUACUCUUGAAGCUGAGCUUAACAGGAACCCUAUUAUUGAAGACUUGAGAAACAAAUAACAGAAUGGCUAUAAUCCAAAAUACACACUCCCAAGUUUGUAGAUAGUAAAAUAUAACUAUAUGAAAUAGCUGUUAAGUUUAUUGAAAAAAGAAAAAAUCAUUCUAUCGGACUCCAAAGUAAUGCCUUUACCUCAACAGUGGUGUGUGAAACCAUAUGUAUUGCUUUGCACAUUAACACGCUAACACCUGUUCUAAUGUACAGUAAUCACCGCUGAGAGCAUGAGGGUAGAAGUGAAAUGAGGAAAAUAUAUGAUGUUCUACAAAUAUUUAGAUGUUUCUUAGAUGUGGUAGUGUAAUGAUCAUUCAUUCAGUUAGAGCAGUUUGAUUGUUCCAACAAGUCAUCCUAGUUAAUGACUUGAUCACUCUUAAUUGAUCUAGCAUGUGAACUUUGAAUCUCUGGAUGUCCUAUGAUGUUUUAAUUAUAAUGUGUAACAGGCCUGCUGUGUCACAGAGGAAUGUCUUGACUGAUACAUAUAAUACUGGAGGAUGGUGAAAGCCUCCAGAUAUGGUUGCGUGGCCAGGCCUCGUUUUCUGUUAUUGUUUACAAAGAAAAAAAAAGUAUACAUGUCUGUGUUUGUGCCUUUUUGGGUCGAAGGCCUCAAUUAGGAUCUUUUUUAAUGUUUUAUAUCAAUUAUGAUUGUACAUUUUGUGUAUAUUUAAAUGAAAAGUAUGUCCAUGUAUAUUUAAAAAAGCACAUGUUUAUCAUCACAAAAGUAUAUCCCCAAUGAUGUGGAGCUGUUAUGAUCAAUAAAGCACUGGAUAUUAUUGGUUUUUGAUGAACCGCAGUAAAGUGGUUGUUAGUUAAAAUGCAAAAGUUGUUGGAGAGGGGGAAAAAUAUCCUUAAACCACACAGCUGUCUGGUCUGGAAAGCCCUAAUUCUGUCGCCUUUCAUGGAACGCUGAUUUCUCUGCGGAGUCAUGCAUGUUUAAGUUGCAGUUUUGCAGGUUUUGUUUGAAGUAUGACAUUAUAAACUGUAUUCUAUUUUUCUUGUAUUUCUCAAGUAGGAACAAGUAAACCACAAAAGAUAACAAUAUUAUAUAUAAAACAGAUUUCCCAUUCUGUGUUACUGUUUCCCACCUGCAGCCUGAAUUUGCCCUGAGUACUUGCUCUUGUUUCACACUAAAUGUUAGUUGACAUCACAUAAAUGCUUGCACUGUGCUGCCUCUGAACAAGUAGCAAUCAUUAUAUUAUGUAUUUUGAA